Messenger RNA from Brassica napus (rape), 2097 nucleotides. RefSeq lists its product as uncharacterized. NCBI's taxonomy places the organism in Eukaryota, Viridiplantae, Streptophyta, Magnoliopsida, Brassicales, Brassicaceae. The coding region runs from base 247 to 1611 and encodes 454 amino acids. Gene Ontology annotation, cellular component: nucleus. The record is from RefSeq and is a predicted model, not a curated record. The transcript has 5 exons.
UUUUUCAAAAAAUCUAUGUAUUUAAGAUAUUUAAAAUAAAAUAGGAAGAGACAAUAUAUAGAAAACGAUUCUUAUUUUUAAUUUUUAUUCACUCCUUUCUAAAUUAUUAUUAUUGGAGACUACGAAGAUACUCAGCAAUAAAAACUCCCGUCCGCGUCCACAUUGGUAACCCUAUUAUUCACUUUGUUCUUCUCUUUUCUUUUCUUCCAAGUCUCUCAAACCCCAACUUUCUUUCAGUCCAAAGCUAUGUACGAAACAACCCUGACCGAAGAUCCCUCCUUGGGCUACACAGGGUGCUUCUGGGACUACAGAGAUUUACCAAUCCCUGAAACCCCUCAUGGUAUCAACCCUUCUCUUAUUCAUCUAAAGGUCUCAGAUGCUCUUGAGAGCAAACUACUGCUUGGUCAUUUGGCAAUCUGGUUUUUCGCUGAGAAACCAAUAAUACAAGAUAAUUUUGAAGAAGCUCAAUUAUUCUUCCCCGAAGGAGUUCCAAAAGAUGAAUCUGAGAGGGCUAAGAUGAUGAUUAAGGCGAUUCUUUUCUUUGCAUUGGACAAAGAUGGUUGCGGUGAUGAACAUAACAAUCUGGUGGUAGUCUCAAAUACCAUCUCACUAGAACCCGAGUUAGUCGGUGUUCUUAAGGCUUUGGAAUUCAGAAACCACAAUGUUCUCUUGGUACAAUCCGAUGAAGCAAACAAGGUCAAUAUUCCUACCUUAAGCCUUGAUUUGCUCUUCCAAAGCAUGCUAGAUGAUGAUGAUGAUGACGAGGACGAUGGAGUUGGCGAAGAAGAGAAAGAAGCUAUUGCAAAAUUGAAAAAAGUUAUUGCAGAAAAAAGAAGAGCUCUCGCAAAAAGGAAGAAUGCUCAAGAGAAAGAGAAAAAUGCUUUUAUAAGGGGAGAAGUUGCAAAAGCUACCACUGGAGUCAGGUCACUAUAUUUCACUAUCAAGUAUGCUCUUGCUGAGGAGAAUGAAGAUCAUUCUGAUGACAUGUCAGUAUUCACUUACGGUAAAGGGAAGACUUUGCCGUCUGAAUAUUCUGUCGAAACCCCCUUCUCCCUAGGGGGAAAGAUGGUUCAUCGUGGUGCAUGGGAUAAAGCUGCUAGAGUUUAUAAGAUGAUGUGGGACAUUCUUAUAUGGUCAUUUGACAAUCGUGAGACUGGACUAAAUUUGGUGGUAAACCUCUCGUUGGAAGACAAGGAGUUCGUCAAUACUUCUGCCUACACCGAGUUUGUGGAUACUCUUUUCAAAUUGAAAGAGAAAGGUUACAAUGUACUCUUAGUACAACAUGAAACCGAGAGCGCAUCGGAAUACCUAAUUAGUUCUGUAAGCUCGAUAUGGCUUUGGACAAGUAUAUUACAUCACUUCAAUUCAGCUAAAGAUGUGGAGGUUUUGGGGAUGGAAAGAUUGAAGAUUGAGCUUCAGUCAAGGGGGCUGAAAUGUGGAGGGACGCUGCAAGAGCGAGUUGAAAGGCUCUUCUUACUUAAAUCAACACCACUCGAAAAAUUCCCAAAGAAAUUUCUGGCCAAGAGAGGGGAAAUGAAGAGAGAAGAAAUGAAGAGAAUGGAAAUUUUGGCCAAGAGAGAAGAAGAAAUGAAUGCAAGUCUUUUUGGAUGAUAAGCUCCCAAAGAAAUAAAUACAUGACUUUUGGAAGUGUCCAAAUAAAUGAGAGAAAACAGAGCUUCUCUUCACAGCCAACUUUUGUAAAUCAUUAUCAUUACAUUUUUCACAUACUUAGCUGAAUAGUAACUUUGUUGUACAUAUACUGUUAGUAUUGAGCAUAUUGGGCCCUUUAAUUGUUAUAGGCUUUUACGGGUUUGUGUCCAUGGACUUGCUAAAGCCAGAUCUCACUAUGAAACCCUAGAGAAGACUAUGUUGAGUGCGGUACACGCAUAGGACCGAAAGAAAUCUUCAAGAUUAAGGUGGAAUGGUUGAGGGCAAAGCUUGAUGAUGUUAUUUAGUUUCUUACUCGUGAUUUCAGAUUUUUGUUAAGAUUUUCGUGUUGUACUUCCACAAAGUCAUAGUUCAAAACAUAUUCUAAAGGUAAAUUAUAGACUUUGUUUGUCCUUUUCUCUACCGUCAAUUAGCUUGUUUCAGUACUAA